AUGGCAGAUUCAAACAGUGAACACUCAUUGGACUCAAAAAAGAGGAAAAUGAAUACUAAUGAAUCAAUAGAAGAGCAAACUGCUGAAUCCUCCCAAUAUGAAAUUGUUGUUUUAAAUCUAUUGGAUUUUCAUGAUAAAGAAGAAUUCAUUUCAUCAUCAUCAUCAUUACAUGACCUCACGGAAAUAUUCACAAUCAAGAUGCGAUCUCAUCCAUUGGUUCCUUUUUCAUUGAAUUUUGAAGCAACUCACACAUUUGGUACUACAAAUUCAGGACGCUUUAUGGAUUAUGGUGACAUCAAAAACAUGAUGAUGCAUGCUUGUUAUGCUGCAAUUUCUCACAAAUUCAAUACUCUUCUUGUUUGUGAUCCACAAUUUAUUGGAAGAGGAAGAAUUCAAGUGUUUGAUUUGGACACUAAAAAACCAAUCAAAUCAAUUUAUUUGAUCCGUCCUCGAUCCAUGUGUGUUGAGAAGCAUGUACAUACGAUCAACAACAAUGAAUAUUUGAUCGUUUCAUGUCAGGAUGGAAUAUUAAAACUUGAUUUAACAUGUCUUCUAUUAGAAUCCUCGUCACCCUCUCAAAAGAAGGCUCUCAUUUGGAAAAACGAUCAUUACAAACAUCCUAUUGAAAUUAGUAGUAUGGAUAUCUUGUAUGCAAGAAAAUACCAUCCUAUAGAUGGUGAUCAUUGGAUAUUUAUAUGUAAAUUCAAAUCCACUCUGGAAAGUAGUGGUGUGGACAUUUUGAGUGUCUCCACAGGACAAUGUCUCUCCAAAAUCACAAAUUUUCUCUUUCCACCUUAUGGUAUCGCCACUUCAAAUAGUGAACGAUUUGUUGCGGUUGUGGAAACGAAGGGCUCUUCCAUUAAAAUAUUUGAACAAGUGCCAAUGAAGAACAAGAUUCAAACCAUCACUUCCAAUGAGAGAAACCGUCAAGAUGGAUGCAUUUUGGAAUGGAAAUGUGUGAUAGAAGUUCCUUUCAAUGACCAAUUUCCAAAUCUCUUUAUUCAGAGAUUACUCGUCUAUGAUGAAGUCUCUAAAAAUCUCAUCAUGUAUGAUUGUUGUAUUCACUUGAUAAUGAUCUUUAAUAUGAAUGGUGGAGGCACAUGUGGUUGUGGUCAAUACAUAAAGAGCCAUCUCGUGUCACCAAAUCAAAAUGUAUUUCAUUUCAGCGAGAUUGCAAUGCCCCAUGCCAUUUGUUUGAAUGACCACACAGGAGAGUUAAUAGUUUGGAAUCAGAACAUGGGUUGUAUUCAAAUCUACAAGUAA
Messenger RNA from Naegleria fowleri, 1263 nucleotides. RefSeq lists its product as uncharacterized. The transcript has a single exon. The record is from RefSeq and is a predicted model, not a curated record. Bases 1 to 1263 code for a protein of 420 amino acids. Lineage: Eukaryota; Heterolobosea; Eutetramitea; Acrasida; Naegleriidae.